Molecule: messenger RNA, 1396 nt
Organism: Raphanus sativus (radish)
Lineage: Eukaryota; Viridiplantae; Streptophyta; Magnoliopsida; Brassicales; Brassicaceae
Product: zinc finger CCCH domain-containing protein 15
Exons: 3
Coding region: 105-1073 (322 amino acids)
Molecular function (GO): metal ion binding; mRNA binding
Source: RefSeq, a predicted model, not a curated record
CUCAGCUUCUUCCUUUCUCGAGCAAGAAAGUUUCCUCUCGAUUUUUCUCGGCACUUUCUCGGUUGCUCUUUAGUUUCUCCACUCCAGAAUCGCUGAGGAAAACGAUGGAGAACGAAACGGCGCCGUUUACUUACAGCGUCAUCACCUCUCACGGCGAACCUUCCGUCGGCGGCGGCGGCGGAGUCGUUAACCAAAUCUACCGCUCCAGCAGCGCGAUGCAGCAGCAGCGGCGCCAGGAUAUGGUGAACAGAGAGGCGCUGUGCUACACGCGGCUCCACGAGGCGUCGCUCGAAGCGGAAGUGCUCCGUCUCGAGAACACGGAGCUCCGAUCGAUGAAUCUCCACCUCAAGAGAGAGCUCGACGAGCUGAUCAGAUCCUCCGUCCAGAACAGCCGCCACAGAUUCGGUUACGAUCGGGUCCCGCUUCGGAUGCUCAGCAAUCUCUCGAUCGGAGACCGCGGCGGCGCCGAGGACGACGACGACGCGGAGAAUCGGAACCGCGCGGUUAGCCGAGAUGACGUCAGCGAGGAGAGUCCGACGAGCGUGAUUGCGAACGAGGAUCUGAACCGUUCUUCGCUCCCGAAGAGCAUCUCCGUCAGAUCCAGCGGUUACUCCAAGGCGAGCCAAGGUGGUGGUGGUUGUGGUGGUGGUGGAUCCGCCGCUGCUCAAUGUGGAAAAUCUCGUGGAGUCGUAGCUAAGCCUGGAGCUUGUGGUCAGCAACUCAGUACGACGCAAAGAGUAUACGUGCGAGGAGGGAAGAAAGAGGAAGAGGAGGAGAUAGAAGUGGAGGUGUACAAUCAAGGGAUGACAAAGACAGAGCUCUGCAACAAGUGGCAAGAGACGGGGACAUGCCCAUACGGUGAUCACUGCCAGUUCGCUCACGGCAUUAAAGAACUCCGCCCAGUGAUCCGCCAUCCUCGUUACAAGACUGAGGUUUGCAGAAUGGUACUCGCUGGUGACAUCUGUCCUUACGGCCACCGCUGCCACUUCCGCCACUCACUCUCGGAGCAAGAGAAGCUCGUGGCAUCUGCUGGUUGCAAACCCAACAACAAGUCCUGCAAGCUGGUUAAAUGAAAAACACAAGGUCUGAACCGUAUAUACCUAUAGGUGAACAGUACUAUACUUACCAUACAGAGAUAUUGAUAGCUAUUCGAAAGGAUUUGGCAAAUAGCAUAUUGGUAAAAGAGAAGUGAAUAAUGUUUGCAUUCGUAAGAGCGUGUUUUGUGACACUAUAAGUGGGGUUGUUUGAACAUUGCUUAUUCUGAGACUUCGAUGAGCAUUCUCCGGUUAUUCAGAUGAUUGUUUUUGUUAAUUACAUAGUAGAAGUGUUGAGCUUUCUUUUUGUAUAUCUCUAACCGAAAGGUUUUCGAUAACCAAUGUAAAUAUGCCCAUCUGGA